Messenger RNA from Ostrea edulis (European flat oyster), 2108 nucleotides. RefSeq lists its product as uncharacterized. NCBI's taxonomy places the organism in Eukaryota, Metazoa, Mollusca, Bivalvia, Ostreida, Ostreidae. The record is from RefSeq and is a predicted model, not a curated record. Bases 464 to 2044 code for a protein of 526 amino acids. The transcript is spliced from 2 exons. Gene Ontology annotation, cellular component: nucleoplasm; chromatin. Gene Ontology annotation, molecular function: zinc ion binding; ubiquitin-protein transferase activity. Gene Ontology annotation, biological process: positive regulation of DNA-templated transcription.
UAUAUUCAAUAGUAGCAGAGAAUAUGAAAAAUGUAAGUUUCAGAAUUAUUGAUCACAAACCAUUUCAAUCAAGCAUGAAAACCUUACUCCCCUUGAUUUCAAAAAUAUGAAGCUGUCGGUAAAAUAUGAAGUGCACUUGUGUUGUGAAUAUUUGGAAGUCCUUUUGAAUAGGUAAGUACUAAGGGAACACGAUCACAUUGUUUCUUUUUAUUGUAUUUCAGCAGAUCUGAGCGAUUUAGUUUAUCUACUUUUAAAAGUUGUUUUUCCACUUCUUUGUUUGAGUAACCGCGUUUCUUUAAAUUUGUUUUUACUUUUUCUCGUUGGUGACGAUACUGUCUGUCGGUGGAGCAUAUUUGGCGUGCUCGUAGGGCAAGACCGAAUGGAAUCGCGCUUUUGGUGGAUUCGGGAUGGCUGGAGGCUUUGUUGAAAUACAUAUGCUUGUCGGUCCAAUAAAAUCGCUAUCAUGGCAUCUGAAGACAUUACCCAAGGUCAAUAUGUCAUUGAAUGUGACAUCUGCAAACAACCAGUCUCGUUCUUCUGCAGACGAUGUGGGGUCAAUCUCUGCGAUCCUUGUGUUCCGGUACAUCUCCGGAUUAAGUCCAAAACCGGACAUGACGUGGUGUAUUUCGGCAGUAGAGAUGAUGACGACACCUCUAAAAUUGAAGAACUGAUGAAAACCAUUACAAAGGAAAACGAGUACUUACAAAACUAUAAGUGUGAACUCAAGAUAAUCAUAGAUCAUACGACAAAGCCUCUGGACAAACCGAAAGUUUCCGGAUUUGCAAAGAAAACAAAACAGAGAUUAAAUUCCUUAUCCAAAAUUUACCAACGAAAGAAGGAUGAAGUGACGUCACGAGGAGAAGAGUGGCACAGACAGAUAGAGAAAACCGUGAAGAUGCUCCACCAGGAACUGGACGACAUGCAAACGGAGCACGAAUCGCUACUCCAGAAACAGAAGAGAGAACUGGAAGAAAUUUUAGGAAAAGUUGAUGAAAUAAACGCUACGACAACGAAACUGAAAAAUUCACAGAAUGUUAUGGAAAUGAAGAAACUAAUUGCAAGGAUUGAAAAUCAGGAAACUCCCUCGGAGAUUACGCAGUACUCAUUUCCGGUGUUUUGCAAAGGCGAAAUUGACGACAACUAUUUGAAAUCGUAUUUCGGAUACAUUGAGAAUAUACAAGAAAGAAAGAUUUCUCUGCCGAAAUUGAUAUCUGAGGACCCUGUAAUUUCGAAUCACAAAAUGUUAGAGGUGCCGAGAGUUAUCACAGCUAUAGACACAGGGUUUCCUGCUAGUGAAAAAAACAACCGUCUAUACGAUAAUGCUGUUGUUGAUGAUAACAGAGUGUGGAUGGGAGGAGCAAGUUAUGAACUCAAGUUGUUUGAUUUCCAGGGAAACCUCCACGACACUGUCUCCAUCCCAACACAGGGCUUGUACUUAACUGUAUACAACAAACACGUGAUUUACACAGAACAGGCCAGCAGGUCUGUGCGUAGAGUAGCCAAGGAUAAAACGAUCCAGACGAUGUUUACAACCGGGGGGUGGUUACCACGCGGCAUCACGAGUACCGCGUCAGAUGACUUACUAGUCUGUCUCCGUAAGGACGACCAGUCCAAAGUCGUGCGAUACAGCGGUACCGGUGCCGUACUCCAGAACAUCCAGUACGACUCACAGGGCCAGCCUCUGUACCGAGAUGCAACUUACAUAACUGAGAAUGUCAACGGGGACAUCAUCGUAACAGACUGGAAGAAAAAGGCUGUCAUUGCUGUCGAUAGAUUAGGUAUAUUUCGAUUUUCUUACUCUGGGCGGGACAAUAAAUUUGAUGUCAGCGCCGUCACUACUGAUCCUGUCGGUCACAUUAUUGUCACUGACUAUAAAGGAGACAAGAUCCACAUGUUGGACAGGGACGGGCGAUUCCUGAGAUACGUCAUUCCUGAUCUAGGGAUUAAAUUCCCACUCUCCGUGUGUAUCGUCGGUGACGGGGAGAUGUUUGUUGGGGAAAAUGUGACCGGUGUAGCGAAAAGAAUAAAAUAUUUUGAGCAAUGAACAGAAUGAAUUGUAUGUUGUUUCGCAUAAAAUGUUUUGUUAUGGAAUAAAUUGUGUAAAUUAA